ACGCCGGCAGCGCAUCGCGCCCCGGGCCGCCCGGAAGCGGCGCCCGAGCAACCGGGCCUCUUCCCUGCCCGCGGACGAGCCGCUCCAGGCGCGCCCCGCUUCCCACGUUGCGCCCGCUCCGGCGGGUCCAAGGUCCGGCCUUUGGCGCUGGCCCGGCAGCCCGUCCGGGGCAUCCUGGGCGCUGUAGUCCUGCGAGGCCGGGCGCCGUCGCCAUGGCCCAGGCGGCGAUCCGGCCGUGCCGCGCCGAGGACUGCCGGCAGGUCGUGCGCCUGAUCCGGGAACUGGCCGAGUUUGAGAACCUGUCUGACCAGGUAAAAAUCAGUGAUCAAGAGUUUUGUGAAGACGGGUUUGGCAAGGACCCCUUCUAUAAAUGCUUGGUGGCCGAGGUACCCCCAGAGUGCUGCAGUCAAGAUGGUCACACAAUCGUUGGCUAUGGCCUUUAUUUCUUCACUUACAGUACAUGGAAAGGGAGGAACGUUUACAUGGAAGAUCUCUACGUUAUGCCAGAAUUUCGGGGAAAAGGAAUCGGGAAGAAGCUCAUGAGCGCAAUUGCUCAGAUCGGCUUGGAGCAGGGCUGCACCCAGAUGCGGUUUGCAGCGCUGGAUUGGAACCGCUCGGCCAUCGCCUUCUACCUCCGCCAAGGGGCCGUGGACCUGACAGCCACGGAGGGCUGGCACUGCUUCCGCUUUGAGGCAGACGCCAUGCAAGGGCUGGUGGUGGGGGAGCCAGGAUCACACCAAGGCUCCACACCCGUUUGAAGGAUGGAGGUGCCGUGAUCUGUGACGUGCCCCUUCCCCAGCUCUCCUCUGGAAGAACCCAGAGGGAGUUGGGGGGGGGGUCAGGGGCGUGGCCUGGUGUCCUGUUGGAGCCCCCGUUUCAGCAAGGCCGUGUGAACUAGCUGUUCGAUAGAAAUUAAAGCACAGAUGAAGAACA
Molecule: messenger RNA, 933 nt
Organism: Eublepharis macularius
Lineage: Eukaryota; Metazoa; Chordata; Lepidosauria; Squamata; Eublepharidae
Product: thialysine N-epsilon-acetyltransferase-like
Exons: 6
Coding region: 213-758 (181 amino acids)
Molecular function (GO): N-acetyltransferase activity
Source: RefSeq, a predicted model, not a curated record